Pungitius pungitius (ninespine stickleback) is the source of this 1147-nucleotide messenger RNA. RefSeq names its product transmembrane inner ear (gene tmie). Lineage: Eukaryota; Metazoa; Chordata; Actinopteri; Perciformes; Gasterosteidae. The record is from RefSeq and is a predicted model, not a curated record. The transcript has 4 exons. Gene Ontology annotation, biological process: sensory perception of sound; inner ear morphogenesis. Bases 380 to 1039 code for a protein of 219 amino acids.
AGUGUUAACUGCCUGUCCCCGGGCAGGACAAGCCGGCUGUAAACCACACCGGCUCUAUUGAUUAAUUAAUGCGCCCUGACUGCGGGCGCAGCGGGGCGGUUCUCAGGCGGUUCUCAGGCGGUACUCAGGCGGUACUCAGGCGGUUCCCGGGCUGCCUGCAGUGGUGUCUGCCGGUGGGGUCUCCGGUGUGUUUGCGGGAGAAGGAGAGAAGAGUAUGAGAGGAAGCUGACAGCACCACAGCACCCAGUGUGGUCCCUGUGGUCCUCUUUUCUUUUCUCUUUUUAACAGCGCGGGCAGAGAGAGAAGAAGCAGAAGAGAGGAAGAGGGGGAGGCUGCAGGGGAGGAAGAGGGAGGGUGUGGGGAAGGGGGCGGGGGGGAGAUGAUGGCUGUGGAUCAGCCGGUGUGUCCACCUCAGCUCCUGCUGCAGGGCUGGGGAGCGGUGCUGCUGUCUCAGUGCUGGUCCUCCGUGUCCUCCCAGGUCCCGGAUCCCGAGCUUUUGCCCACAGAUCCCCCGAAGAAGCCGGACCCCAUCACCUCAGAGUCCGUGGUCUUCUGGGGGCUGCGCCUGUGGCAGGUCAUCGCCAUCUUUUCCAUGUUUAUCUUAGCGAUCGUUAUCACCCUAUGUUGUAUAUUCAAAUGCCGCAUCCCGAGAACCAAAAAGGAGAUCGAGGCGCGUCACGCGCAAAGACUGGCCGCCAAAAAAUACGCCAACACGUUGGAGACGGUGCCACCUCUGAACGAGCUGACUGAGAUCCCAGGAUCUGCGAAGGUAGAAGAGAAAGAAGAGGUGAAGACGGUCUCCGGCAAAGUGGACGCCGACAAAGGAGAGAAGAAGACCAAGGAGGCCAAGAAGGAGGUCAAGGAGGCGAGACAAGGGAAAGGAGACGAAAAGGACGCGCCUCCGAAGAAGGGGGAAAAGGGGCCGACCAAACAAGACGCUGCAGGAGGCAAAGGGAGGAAAUCGGGAGAGAACGAGGACAAAGGGGACAAAGGAGGCAAAGCGGGGGCUAAAGGGGGGGCGAGGAAGGCUCAAAAGUGAACUCCAGCUCCCGGGGACAAUCACCGGAAAAAGAUCUAUGCAGAUUUUUUCAGGUAUUUUCAGGUACUUUUUUUUUUCUAUCAUGACAUUUGUAUAUUAUAUUUGAAA